UAAUGACAUAUUUUUUGAUUAUCAGUUAACAAAUAUUUCAAAAAUUCUUUGGAAGCAAAUACUCGGAACUCACCUCAAAUUAAUUGAUGUGGAAGUCUGUGUUGUAUUAUUGUCUUGCAAAGGCUUAACUGAAUACUCAAAUAGUAAACCAUCAAAUUCUCAUCAUUAGUUGUAACCAGAAAAUUUCAAGAUGUUAUCAUAUUUCUUCAACAUUAAAUACAAUGAAGUCGACAUCCAAGAGGUUCUCAUAAAUCUACUAUAUGCCGUAUUUUCAAUCGAAAGUAAUAAAAAGUACUUACAACCAUUGUUAAUAGCAGGAAUUUAUGUUGUGAUUGUGCUACGCCUCUUAAAUACUUACGACUGGUUCCAUGAUGCUUUGCGCGUUUUACAUGCGUUCCUACAAAAUGCUUGUCAUCUGAGAAGAAUACUAUCCAUAUUUGGUAGGGCAUAUCCUGAAUUAAAGAAGGAAGAAAUACAUGAAAUGAAUAAAAAAGAUGAAAACGAUAUAAAAGAUGAAAAAGAUGAAGAAGAUGAAGAAGAUAAAAUAGAUGAAAAGGAUGAAAAAGAUGAAAAAGAAAAUAUAUUUGAGAAUAUUAUGGAUGAAGAAACUAUUUUCUUUGAAAAAUUGCAAUGUAGAAAAAGUCCAUAUGUCUCGGAAGAUCUUGGUCUACCUCCCGCUAAAAGAAAUUUAAAUGAGUUCGUAGAAUACACGAUGUCACCAGAAGACCUGUUGAAGCAUGUGAAAUUUAUCGUAGAUAGUGAUCCCACCAUCAUUGUUUGUGAAAGUGAUAAAGUAGAUGUUUCAAUAAACGGCAUUGCUGAUCCAGAUCACGUUAAUAUACUCGAUAUGUCAACUGAUGAUUUAAAAUGUAGUUUAAACAGUAAUAAUAUCAGUGACGAAACUAUUUGGAGUGGCUUCGGCGAAUCUGAAAAUAGUGAUUUAUUGAAUAUUAAUCUUGACAACACAUUUGGCAUGGCUUCAUCUCAUGAAUCACAGUUUUCAUCAGCUUCACAGGAUUUAUCUGUCCUUGUUCCAGACUUAGUAACAUUUACGGAUUCUGAAACACAUACGCUAAUUAAUGAACAAUCAAAACCUUCUGUGUCUGAUGAAUCUGGAUAUAAAAGUGCCUCAUCAAUGUUUGUUGAAAACAUUGAAAACAAGACAUUACCAGAAGAGCUCUACAAUAGUAUGACAACUAAUUCAACUUCCAGUGACGUGGAUAAUAUAGAAUAAGGUUCCAUCACUUUUUUUUGACAACAAAACCCAUUGUCAUUAAAUCAUUUUUAGCAACAAACCUCAAAUUCAAAUAAUUAUUCAAGAAACGUUGCCGAUUGAAUACAUAUCAGAAAUUCACCAUUUAAGAGA
Messenger RNA from Teleopsis dalmanni, 1366 nucleotides. RefSeq lists its product as uncharacterized. Lineage: Eukaryota; Metazoa; Arthropoda; Insecta; Diptera; Diopsidae. The record is from RefSeq and is a predicted model, not a curated record. The transcript has 5 exons. The coding region runs from base 191 to 1234 and encodes 347 amino acids.